AUGGUAAGAAAAAAUUCUGCAGCAGGACAGCCGGUACCGAUUAGAAGGAGCAGGAGAAUCGCUAGAAGAAGAAGGAGUGGAAUUGCAGAGUCAUCCAGGAUGGGAGAAAGACAUAAUCAAGAUCAACAAGUCCAUCAUCCGAUUCAACGAGAACCUGUGCAAGAUAAUGUUAUUGACUACGAUAGAGUGAGUGUUCAUACUUCGCAAACAGUUUCAACAGAAGAGGCUGAACAAAGGACUGGAGAGGGAGGACUCAUAGAAGGAACUGAUGAAGAUAUGACAAUCGAAGAACUUCGACAUAGGUUGGAUGCGGAAAGAAGUUUACCAGUAUUUACCAACAUCUUUGAUGGAACAACCUGUGCGAUACAGCACAUAAAAGCCUAUGUGCAAUCUUUAUUGCAAUGGGAAGAUCAUGAUGCAGUUCUUUGCAAAUAUUUUUCGGCAAGCUUGUCGGGAGAAGCUUUGAAGUGGUUUGAAGGUCUACCUACUGGAAUAAUCAGAUCAUUCAAUCAUUUACAGUCAAUAUUCCUAGGAGCAUACAUCAAUAACAAUGUAUUAAGACCAGGCAUAGAGCAAGUAUUUGGUUUGGGAAGAAGAACAAAUGAAGACCUGCGAAGUUUAACCACAAGAUGGAGAACUAUGUGCAGUGAAAUGGAUGGACGAGUGGAUGAAAGAAAUCUCAUAUUAGCGUUUAUUAAUGCACUCUUCGCAACAGAUUUGCUAUACACACAAAUUUUCAGAAUUAAAGAAACCAUAUCAAUGAUAGAGUUACGCGAGUAUCCGGAAGAAUAUAUCGCUCUUGAACAAAAGGAGAAAGAAAUGGAAUCUUAUCUCGUGGCUAAUAGAAACACAAAAGCUGGGAAUGCGAGUUUACUUCCUAAGAUAACGAACACAAUCGCAAGUACAUCUCAAGGAAGACACGAAAAGGACAUAAAUGAAGAUCAACAAAAACUAGUAGCAAUGGGUAGUCGAGAUCAAGAAGAGUGGUAA
This is a messenger RNA of Papaver somniferum (opium poppy), 990 nucleotides long. RefSeq lists its product as uncharacterized. The coding region runs from base 1 to 990 and encodes 329 amino acids. The record is from RefSeq and is a predicted model, not a curated record. The transcript is spliced from 2 exons. Lineage: Eukaryota; Viridiplantae; Streptophyta; Magnoliopsida; Ranunculales; Papaveraceae.